Molecule: messenger RNA, 4488 nt
Organism: Pelmatolapia mariae (spotted tilapia)
Lineage: Eukaryota; Metazoa; Chordata; Actinopteri; Cichliformes; Cichlidae
Gene: mybpc1
Product: myosin binding protein C1
Exons: 33
Coding region: 1-3798 (1265 amino acids)
Molecular function (GO): protein binding
Source: RefSeq, a predicted model, not a curated record
AUGCCAGAGCCCACAAAGAAAGAUGAGACACCAAAUGGUCAGCCAGAGGAAAGUGUUGCCCCAGAAAGUAGCGGUGCCCCACCCCCACCUGAGAUUUCCCUGGAGGUAUCUCCACCCCCAGAGGCAGUAGCAGAGGGGAAAGAACCAGUAGAGACUGAUGGGAAGAAACCAGAAUCCACAGAGCCUGAGCCAGUACAGGCUGUGGUGGCUCAGGAGCCGUGUCCUGCCGUGAAUGGCUCAAUCCAACCACAGCCUGGUGGGGUUGGGGUAAAAGAGCAAGCAGAGUCUGCUAACUCUACUUUAAAGGAAGAGGGCACUUGCUCUCCCCCACCACCUGAGGAUGCCAGUUCAACCAAGAAACUCUCAGUUGAGCUGCCUAAUGAUAGCGUCCCUGUGCCAGCCAUGGGGAGAAAGGACUCAGUGUGGUCUCUGGGAGAGGGUCAGGCACCAGACGAACUGGAAAAGCCCGUUGACAACCCACCGCUCUCCACCCUGCUGAUCGAGAGACCCCAGAGUGGUGCUGUCACUGUGGGUGGUGACAUCACCUUUGUUGCCAAAGUGGAGGCCAAAGAUCUUCUGCGCAAACCAACUAUCAAGUGGUUUAAAGGGAAAUGGAUGGAUCUGGCCAGCAAGACAGGAAAACAUCUACAGCUAAAAGAGACCUUUGACCGACUCACAAAGGUCCACACAUUUGAGAUGCACAUCAUCAAGGCCAAAGAUAACUAUGCUGGGAACUACAGGUGCGAGGUCAACUACAAGGACAAGUUUGAUAGCUGUUCCUUUGACUUGGAAGUUAAAGAAGCUGAAACGGGCUCACAGAAUAUUGACAUUCGAUCCGCUUUCAAGAGAAGCAGUGAAGGACAAGAAGAUGCAGGAGAGCUUGACUUUAGUGGUCUUCUAAAACAUAGAAAUCAGAGGGAGCACAAACAGCAGGAUGACACUCCAGAGGUGGAUGUGUGGGAGAUCCUGAAGAACGCCCGGCCAGAUCAGUAUGAAAAGAUUGCCUUUAUGUACGGCAUCACAGACCUGAGGGGUCUGCUGAAGAGGCUGAAAAAGAUGCCUAAAGAGGAGAAGAAGCUGGAAGCUUUUGCAAAGAAGCUGGACCCUGCAUAUCAGGUGGAUAAAGGUGGAAAGAUCCGCUUAGUGGUGGACCUGGCUGACCCCACAGUUGAACUGAAGUGGUACAAGAAUGGACAGGAAAUCAGGCCCUCGCCCAAUCAAAGGAAGUAUAUUUUUGAGCAUAAGGGCACACAAAGGAUUAUGGUCAUCAACAACUGCACCGCCAAUGAUGACGCAGCCUAUUCGGUAGUCGCAGGAGAUGAGAAAUGUAGCACAGAGCUUUUUGUCAAAGAGUUACCAGUUAAGAUAGUUAAAGGUCUUGAGCCUGUGAAGACCACAGUGAACGAGAGGAUUGAGCUAGAGUGUGAAGUUUCAGAGGAAGGUGCUCAAGUCAAAUGGUUGAAGAAUGGUGUUGAGGUUCCAACAGGGGUGCGAUCGAGAUAUCGAGUUAAGUGUGAGGGAACUAAACACUUUUUGGUGAUUGAUGACGCCUCACGAGACGAUACUGGGACAUACUCCAUCAUGGCCUCUGGUGGCACCUCUGAGGCUCAUAUACAAGUUGACUUGAAACCAUUGAAGGUGUACCAGGACCUGCAGGACAUGACGGUGUUGCUGGGUCAGCCCAUCAAGUUGCACUGUGAGAUUUACCCAGGAAAUGUCCCAGGCCGCUGGUACAGGAACGGACAGCUGAUCCAACCUAGCGAUCGCAUCAACAUCAUACACAGAAAUAAAGUCCACCGACUUGAAAUUGCAGCCAGCUCCCUUCACGAUGCAGGAGAUUACACUUUUGUACCUGAGGGGUAUUCACAGAGCCUUUCUGCCAAAAUCCACAUCAUUGACCCUCCGAGGGUACUCUUGGACAGCUUGAACUUCCCAGACAACACUGUAACUGUCGUGGCAGGAAAUAAACUCCGCUUAGAAAUCCCAAUCAGUGGAGAACCAGCACCCAGAGUGGUGUGGAUGAAGGGUGAAAGGGUGAUUCUCGAGUCAGGUCACCGCGUCCACGCUGAGACAUACAGCGACCAUACGAGUCUGACAAUUGAGGUCACUGAGCGGGAGGACACAGGAAACUACAAGAUAGUUCUGCAGAACGAGGCUGGUGAAGCCACAGCUAGUGUCAAAAUCAAGGUUGUUGACAUCCCCGACCCUCCUGAAGCUCCCUUGGUCCCAGUGGUGGGUGGUGAUUGGUGUUCUAUGACAUGGGAACCUCCAAAAUACGAUGGAGGCUCGCCAAUCUUAGGCUAUUACAUUGAGAGAAAAAAGAAGCAGAGCUCCAGAUGGAUGAGACUGAACUUUGACCUGAUCAAGGAGACUACAUUUGAACCCAAGAAGAUGAUUGAAGGAGUGCCGUAUGAAGUGCGGAUCUUUGCAGUCAACGCCAUCGGUGUGUCCAAACCCAGUGAACCUUCCAAAGCCUUUACUCCUCUCGCUGUUACCAGUGAACCCACUAUGCUGGUUGUGGAUGAUGUUACUGACACCACUGUGACGGUAAAGUGGCGUCCACCUGAAACCAUUGGAGCUGCUGGGCUGGACGGAUACUUAGUGGAGUAUUGCAUAGAAGGAACUAAUGAUUGGGUAAUAUCCAACAAGGAGCUGACAGAGAAAACCAGGUACACCAUCACCGGUCUGAGUCCAGGGUGUAAAAUUUUAGUUCGUGUCAAAGCCAUCAAUGCAGCUGGAGCUAGCGCUCCACGUACCCUGCAGCAUGCUAUCCUGGUUAAAGAGGUUGUUGAACCACCCAAGAUCCGCGUCCCACGGCACUUGAAGCAGACUUACACUCGCAAAGUUGGAGAAACAGUCAACCUUGUGGUGCCAUUUAUGGGCAAACCCCGACCGAAGGUCACCUGGCUGAAGGAUGGCAACCCUAUAGAGCCUUCACAAGUUAGCAUCCGUAACACAGACUGUGACAGCAUCAUCUUCAUCCGCAAAGCAGAGCGCAGCCACUCUGGGAAGUAUGACAUGACAGUGCAGGUUGAAAACCAUGUGGACACAGCCAUACUUGACAUACAGAUUGUAGAUCUACCUGGACCUCCUCAGUGUGUGAAUAUUGAAGAUGUUUGGGGUGGAAAUGUAGCUCUGGUCUGGACCCCUCCAAAGGACAAUGGGAACGCCCCAAUAACAGGCUACACCAUUCAAAAAGCAGACAAAAAGACAAUGGAAUGGUUCACAUGCAUUGAGCACUACCAUCGCAACUGCAUUACCAUCACAGAACUGGUAGUUGGGAACGAGUACUUCUUCAGGAUCUUCUCUGAGAAUAUGUGUGGCCUGAGUGAAACCGCCACCCAAACCAAAAAGAGUGCUCUCAUCGUCAAAGAAGGCUUGCAGAUGAAAACACAAGAGUACAAUGACCACGACUUCAAGGAGGCGCCGAAGUUCACACAGCCACUUAUCAACACUUUCGCCGUGGCCGGCUACAACACUACUCUUAACUGCAGCGUGCGUGCCAACCCAAGGCCCAAAGUGAUCUGGAUGAAGAAUAAGAUAACCAUCAUUGACGAUCCGCGCUACCGUAUGUUUAGCAACCAAGGAGUCUGCACUCUGGAGAUCAGGAAGCCCAGUCCCUAUGAUGGUGGAAUGUACACCUGCAAGGCCAUCAAUGAACUAGGAGAGGCUCAAGUGGACUGCAAACUGGAGGUCAAAGGAGGCUUCACCUUCUUUGAACUCAUGCAACGUGGAGUGCCCCUACAUCUGAUUGACAAGUAUAUGACCGAGUCGAAGGUUGUUGAGCAAGAGAAGUAAAAACUGAGCACAGUGCAAUAAGACAUUUUUGGCUUGCAAACAUCUGAUGCCACUAGUUACCCUGUUCUCUCAACUGCUAAGGUCAGCAGCCUGCAGGUGGAUGGAGGGAAGGUGGGACAGGUGGAUGGGUGUGAGGGAGGGUAUACCAAUCCGGUGUGGUAUGCUGUGUGCAGCUUUGGAGCUAGUUACCAUAAGAAAAAAAAGCCAGUUCAUCUUCUUUAUCACUCUGUUAUGUUUGAAAGACUCAGCUCAGAUGCAUGUUGGCAGUGUUUUGGUUCUAGCUUUAAUAAGGAAUUGUAGUGUGAAAAAAACAAGCUCAUGGUGCACAAACAGUGACACACAGCUAGAGUAUUUUCAUGUGGAUUUUUGUCAGGAGUGCUUUUUGAAGGUGGCUGAUUACUUCUGGGCUCUGAAAGAUUUAGUUUGAUGUUUAAAGGGUGUCAGUGAACUAAUACAUGCAAGAAAAGUGAGAACAGACUUGAGUAAUGUUGGACAAAUGAAUGUUUUCACUCUUCUGACAUGAAUCACAUUAACAUUUCACUUUUUCUGUUGAGUUAGUAAGACAAUAUAGAGAUUUACACACAGUCUAUACAUGGCAUUAAACUUUUGAAUUCUUGGAUUCAUACUGGGCUGAGGUUUGAUUGGGGUUAAAACAUGUGUGCAUGCCUUUACCUUUGUAAUUACAACCUG